This is a messenger RNA of Durusdinium trenchii, 162 nucleotides long. The record is from the annotation of a GenBank genome assembly. Lineage: Eukaryota; Dinophyceae; Suessiales; Symbiodiniaceae.
AUGACGGCUCUCCACCGAUCUCGUUCUCUCACAUUGCUUCUCAAGUCUUCGGAGUAUUCUAUGUUGGAUACCUUCCUUCUUACUGGAUUCGUUUGCGGGCCAUUGCUCCCGCUCUACCAGCCGGAGCUCCCUCAGGCUUUCUGGUACGGCUGCUGCAUUUGA